Clarias gariepinus (North African catfish) is the source of this 2748-nucleotide messenger RNA. RefSeq names its product disintegrin and metalloproteinase domain-containing protein 9-like. Gene Ontology annotation, molecular function: metalloendopeptidase activity. The transcript has 22 exons. Gene Ontology annotation, biological process: proteolysis. Gene Ontology annotation, cellular component: plasma membrane. Lineage: Eukaryota; Metazoa; Chordata; Actinopteri; Siluriformes; Clariidae. Bases 65 to 2485 code for a protein of 806 amino acids. The record is from RefSeq and is a predicted model, not a curated record.
CACACACCACUGGAUUCCCUAAGACCUAGAGGUAGAAGACCUUGGGAGUAACAGAAGACGGAGCAUGGGACACUUGGCCACAGUUCUCCUGCUGGUCUUAAUCCACGCAGACGGAGCCGUGAGCCAAGACCUUUUCCCCGAGCAAACGUCCCACCUGAGACAUUACCAGAUCGUCAUUCCUCAGCUCGUGCACAAGCGAUGGGAGAGACAUGACGACAGCAUGCGUACACACACAGCGAGUUCGGAUCCAGACAGUCUGACCUACUCGAUCGAGAUAAAUGACACCGUUCAUCUCCUACAUCUAAUCAAGAACAGAGACUUUUUAUCUCCGGAUUUCACUGUGGUCUCGCAUGAUGUGCAUCAGGUCUCAGUGAAAACACACAGAGUGAAACCUGUGUUGUGUCAUUACCACGGGCGAGUGUCGGGUUAUGAGGAGUCUCUGGUGGCGCUCAGCACCUGUACUGGACUCAGGGGCGUCAUUUUCCUGGGGCGCGAGAGUUACGCCCUGGAACCUGCUCGGAACGCUUCAAACAACGAGCACAUCCUGUUUCCCCUGAAGGACAACCCCUCGGAGCCGUUCGUGUGUGGGGUGGACAGCGGAUGUGAUCAGGGCGACUGUGGCCACACCUUGUCAAUGGACACGUUGUUACGGAGGAAGCGCUCCCUGCCUCAGACCCGAUAUGUGGAGCUGGUGUUAGUGGUGGACAAUCAGAGAUAUAACCUUAAGAACCGCAACCGCACAGCCGUGACGGAGGAAAUGAUACAGCUUGCUAAUUACCUGGACACGUACUACAAGGAGCUGAACAUCCGCAUCGCCCUGGUGGGCAUAGAGAUUUUCAAGACGGGAAACCCUUUCGACGUGAACGGAGACCCAAGAGAUGUUCUAGCGCAGUUUGCCGCAUGGAGGAAAGAUAAUCUGACAUCACAAAUCAGGAGCGACAUGAGCCAGCUCGUCGUGGGCCGAUCAGGAGCCUACAGCGGAGGGAUUUUGGGCAUGGCGUACGUCGGGACGGUUUGCUCAGCGAGCGCUGGCGGAGGAAUCAGCGUGUACAGCAACAACGCGCUGCAGUAUUACUCCACGGUGUUGGCGCAUGAGAUGGGCCACAAUCUGGGCAUGACCCACGAUGACGGACGCUGCCAGUGUGAUGGUCACAACUGCAUCAUGUACUCUCAGGCCACUGGGUCGACAUCGUUCAGCACGUGCAGUGAUCAGGAUUUCCAGAAUUUGGUCCAGCGAGGUGGAGGUCUGUGUCUGCUGAACGUGCCGACGAACAUCAUCACCAAGGCUCAGUGUGGGAACGGGGUCCUGGAGGAGGGUGAGGAGUGUGACUGCGGAACGCCUCAGACCUGCACAAAUAAAUGCUGUAAUGCAGCUACAUGCACCUUAACGAAGGGUUCAGCCUGCGCUACUGGUCUCUGCUGUCAAGACUGUCAGUUCAUGGUGUCCGGUGCGGUCUGCAGAUCCUCCGUGAACGAGUGUGACCUGCCCGAGUUCUGUAACGGGAGCUCACCUUUCUGCCCGGGAGACUUCUACCUGAUGGACGGCCUUACCUGCAGCGCCGGCGCCGCCUACUGCUACGAAGGCCGGUGCCAGACGCUGGACUACGAGUGCCAGCAGCUCUUCGGCAAAAGUGCAAUAAAGGCCAAUGAUCAGUGCUUUCCAUAUGUGAACACAAAGGGCACCACGUUUGGAAACUGUGGCUACUCCGGAACCACUCCCAUCCCGUGUACUGUAGCUAACUCCAUGUGUGGGAAGAUUCAGUGCACAAACUAUGACUCUAAUUACCCCCCGCCCGGGGCAGCCAUCAGCAUCCAGGAAAUAUCGCCAGGGGUCAAGUGCAUGAACGCAGACUUCAACCUGGGAAGCGACGUCCUCGACCCGGGAUACGUCAAAACGGGGACCGUGUGCGCUACAGGCAAAGUCUGUAUGAAGCUCCAGUGUGUGAACGCAUCAGUGCUGACAAGUGGACAAACGUGUAAUGCUGCAACUGACUGCAACAGCAACGGGGUGUGUAAUGAUUUGGGUCACUGUCACUGCAACGACGGCUGGGCUCCGCCUUCCUGCAACACACGUGGCAGAGGAGGCAGUGUGGACAGCGGACCUGCUCAAAUAGAUUACUCGCUGAGGAACGGCCUGCUCAUCUUCUUCCUGCUGGUGCUCCCCCUGCUGGUGCUGCUGAUCUUCGUCUUGCUGUACAUAUUCAGACGCGACUCUCUGAAAAGGUGUUUGAGGUGCUCGAAGCGCCGCAGGACAAACGAAACGAAAGCUCAGAGCAACGUCCAGCCGAGCAGAAAUGUCCAAAGACAAGCACAACCUCCACCACUGACGCGCGUUCCCUCUACAACUCCACAGUAUCUGCCGUCCACUUCUGCAGAAACCAGUAACACAUACAGUAACUUACAGCCUGCAGUUUGGACUUCUCAACUUCCCAGAAACGGGCCUGGAGCUCCGAGACCCAUUCCUCCCAGGAACGUCAUCAGCUGAGCGAAUUCAGGGGGAAAAGAGGUGUUUGUGGAAAUGCACAAAGAAAUAUGAAGUUAUUAUACGUCUGAUGAUAAAGAAAUGAUCUGCUGGUCUGAUUAUGAGAGUCUUAUUCAGUCAAUGACUAUAACAAUUAAAUCUGUUUUAAUUUAAGGAUAUAAUUAAAUGGUGUUUAAGGUUUGCCUGUUUAAUGAAGGUUGUCGUAUCGUCCCCUCAUUACCUCACUUCUUCAUUUCUUUUUCUUUGCACAAAAAAUGUCCAUACAG